AUGGGUGCCUACAAGUAUUUAGAAGAAUUGCAAAGAAAGAAGCAAUCCGAUGUUAUGCGUUUCCUUUAUCGUGUCAGAUGUUGGGAAUACAGACAAAAGAAAGUUAUCCACAGAGCUUCCAGACCAUCUAGACCAGACAAGGCUAGAAGAUUAGGUUACAAGGCCAAGCAAGGUUUCGUUAUCUACAGAAUCAGAGUCAGAAGAGGUGGUAGAAAGAGACCAGCUCCAAAGGGUGCUACUUACGGUAAGCCAACCAACCAAGGUAUUAACCAAUUAAAAUACCAAAGAUCUUUAAGAACUACUGCUGAAGAAAGAGUUGGUCGUCGUGCUUCUAACUUGAGAGUCUUAAACUCCUACUGGAUUAACCAAGAUUCUACUUACAAGUACUUUGAAGUCAUCUUAGUUGACCCAUCUCACAAGGCUAUUAGAAGAGAUGCUAGAUACAACUGGAUCGCUAACCCAGUUCACAAGCACAGAGAAUCUAGAGGUCUUACUUCCGCUGGUAAGCAAUCCAGAGGUAUUAACAAGGGUCACAGAUACACCAAGACCAAGGCUGGUCGUCGUCACACCUGGAAGAAGCACAACACCUUAUCCUUAUGGAGAUACAGAUCUUAG
Hemisphaericaspora subhashii is the source of this 615-nucleotide messenger RNA. It is a transcript of the gene RPL15A, whose product is annotated as 60S ribosomal protein eL15. The transcript has a single exon. Gene Ontology annotation, cellular component: ribosome; cytosolic large ribosomal subunit. Lineage: Eukaryota; Fungi; Ascomycota; Pichiomycetes; Serinales; Debaryomycetaceae. Gene Ontology annotation, biological process: cytoplasmic translation. The coding region runs from base 1 to 615 and encodes 204 amino acids. The record is from RefSeq and is a predicted model, not a curated record. Gene Ontology annotation, molecular function: structural constituent of ribosome; RNA binding.